This is a messenger RNA of Acipenser ruthenus (sterlet), 5893 nucleotides long. Its product is annotated as ras-related protein Rab-33B-like. The transcript is spliced from 2 exons. Lineage: Eukaryota; Metazoa; Chordata; Actinopteri; Acipenseriformes; Acipenseridae. Gene Ontology annotation, molecular function: GTPase activity; GTP binding. The record is from RefSeq and is a predicted model, not a curated record. Bases 384 to 860 code for a protein of 158 amino acids. Gene Ontology annotation, cellular component: endosome; Golgi apparatus.
ACAGCAUGGUGUCAGUAAGUGGCGACUAAACAAACAUAGCACAGCUUACUGUACAGCUGGCUGGGCGUAAUUUCGAGUUUCGGGUUGGAGGUGGGAGUCUUUUGUGGGGGUGUAUUUACUUUGAAAUAAAACAUUUUAUUUAAUUGGAAAGUUACUAGACGACCUGUGGAUGACAAGAUCUGAGAUCAGUGAGGACUGUGCCUCUAGGCUGCAGGGUGUCAGCAAUCGCUGGCUCGUCUCUCCCACCGCCCCGCUCUCGUAUCUUUAAAAUCAUCGUGAUUGGAGACUCCGCGGUAGGCAAGACGUGUCUGACCUAUCGGUUCUGUGCGGGCAGGUUCCCGGACAAGACCGAUGCCACAAUUGGGGUGGACUUUAGGGAAAAAAUGAUCGAAAUCGACGGAGAGAAAAUCAAGGUCCAGCUGUGGGACACGGCUGGGCAGGAGCGCUUCAGGAAGAGCAUGGUGCAGCACUAUUACCGCAACGUGCACGCCGUUGUCUUCGUGUACGACGUCACCAACCCUGCCAGCUUCCAGAGCCUGCCAUCCUGGAUCGAGGAGUGCCGGCAGCACUCCCUGGGCAGCGAGGUGCCCCGACUUCUGGUGGGCAACAAGUGUGACCUGCGAGAGUCGGUCCGGGUGAGCACAGACCAGGUGCAGAAGUUCGCUGACUCUCAAAGCAUGCCGCUCUUUGAGACCUCGGCCAAGAACCCAGAUGACAACGACCACGUAGAAGCUAUCUUCAUGACCCUGGCCCACAAACUCAAGAGCCAGAAGCCACUAAUGCUGAGCCAGCCUACAGGCAGGGAGAACAGUGUGCAGCUCAAGCCAGAACAAAAGCUACCUGGGGUUUGUUGGUGCUGAGCCUGGUUACUGAGGCUCCAUCUUUAAGCGGAAGCACAUGGCUGGAUGCCUCCUUGGUCUUUACUGAUGACAAAGGGGGGCAUCCUGAGGUUCUUGUACUGGGGUACAGGGGUUCCUGUACUGUAUAGUGGCACUCCAGUAAGUGUUGCUAGACUAACGGUUAACUUAAUCAAGCCACCCAAAUGCUUGGACUGUUUUAACACUAGAAGAACCGGAGAUAUACUCACACCUACAAGCCCCGCAGCAGUCUUUCUGACGGCUGUAUUCAAAACACUGUAAAUACUAUAACGAAAGAAGAAACAGUCGGAUGUAAUACAUUUUUUAAAAUUUUUAUUUUUUUAUUGAGUAUGUCACAUAAACAUCUGAACAACUGAAGCAUGCAUAUAUAUAUAUAUAUAUAUAUAUACAUUUAUUUUACAAAUCAAAACAAGAAAAUGUAAAUAAACAUCUGAACAGACAUCGGUUUACAACAUACAUAUUUAUAAAACUGAAACGAUAGCAAUACAUUUUUAACUUUUCAACAGCAAUCGGUUUAUUAUCAGAUGAGCAAAAGCAACUGAACGUAGAUAAAUAAACUUAGAAGAAAACAUUUUACAGAAGCGUACUGCACAAGAAGUUAUAAAAAAAGUCUAAUUUAUUUUUCUCGACAAACAGGUAUUCCUUUACCUUGAGUCUAAGGCUGUUCACAGUCAUCACUGAUAAUGUGCUUCUCCACGCCACCUUUCUGCACAGGGCACAGCUGUACGAAGUUUUAUUUGUAUUGCACUUGCCAACCUGGCAUUGGCGUCUCUUGAGGCUCUCAGCGGGGUUGCCAGCUUGAGCUGUGGGUACUCGCUUGGCAGUUUCCCUGUGGUAUUUAUUUUCACUAGUCCUGAUGCUAAUUGACUGACCAAAGCAGCGCAGCUGGCAAGCAGGCGCCAGCCUUUCAAAAGGCUGAUUGAAAAAGAAUAGACAGUCAUUCACUCAGGCAGAAAGUAGAGACUAAUCUAAUUACAGCUAAACACAUUGCGGACUGGUAAAUAAAAAUAAUAAAGUAGAAUACCGUUCUGUAUAAGCAAAAUGCAAUUGUUUUCUGUGUGGCUGUCAAUGUGACUGCUCCCGGGGCUUUUAGGUAUAAUGUAAUAUAUCUCCUUUAUUUCUGCACUCCCGCGUUUCAUGCUUUGUGAGAAUAUUUAAUACAUAUGGACAGAAAGGUACAUGAACGCACAGCCCCAUAUGUGUUACACGACUGGAGAAAAUUACAUUUUAAAACCAAAAACUGCCAAAAUGAGUGCCGCGGGGCUUCUAGUGUUAACACUCUAACCUUAAAAGACCCAGCAUGCAUCUGCUUCAGGGCCAUGUUUGCACAGUUUUAAAGAGCACAGUCCCAGUUGUAGGGAAGUAAACCAGACUUCACUGAUGUGGCCACCUUGUAGGUUUUAAGAAGAGUUGUUUGGUGGUUAGGUUAAAAAAAAAUAAAUUGAUACAACCUAGAAUCAGCCAAGUUUCUUUAGAUCCUUCCUGCCAAUUGGUCUGUAUGUGUUCCUGUACCAAUAAGCAACUGGAGGCCCUUUUCUGGGACGUAUAGAGUAUCCUCUGCAGCAGAAUCAUACUUCCCUUUCACUUGAUAGAGAUGAUCAAGGAUACAUUCUAAAACACUAUCUCGAUUGCCGCUAUGCACACAUAUUCUAAGCAUGAGCAAACAACCACUCAAAGCUAAUGUUAACUGCCCCUGCUAUUAGGUUUAUAGUAAGAGUGGCUGACAGUUUCGUGUUUAAACCCGAUUGUAAAAUACGCCUGCACACUUCGGUCAAAUGUCAGAAUGUUCAGUCGCCCUUGUUGCUAGUUGUGGAUGAGCCGAGCCCAUUGAUCUAUAGCCGAGCCGAGAAGUGAUCACACCGUCAACUGUAAAGCUACGCAGUACCAAGCUUCAAUAAAUACUCCAAACAAACAAACAAAAUAAUAACUACAAACAUGUAAUGAUAAUAAUAGAUUUAUCAAUAAAUACUCCAAACAAACAAAAUAAUAACUACAAACAAACAUGUAAUGAUAAUAAUAGAUUUAUCAAUUGUUUAAUAUAAGUCUAUAGCAGAAAUUUAAUGCUGAACAAGAGCAGUGUGAUUAUUAUGUUAAUAGAUGAACCGCUUUUUUUCGUUUUACUCGUAUAUCGUAUGCUAGUAAUACUGUACUACAGUAGAAGCCUUAGGAUUUUGCAGGUCGGCCUCACUAUGUAAAGUAGAGUUUAGUCAAAGAUACUCUAUGGUUUAGUUUUGUGACAGGAAGUUAUUUCCUGUUUUGCUGUUCUGGGAGAUAAGAUGGCGAUGUAAAGUCGAAAUCUCAUUUGUUGCAAAGGGCGGUAAACUAAAAGAACAAAAGUCCAUUUCUGGUUAAGUAAAGAUACAAGAUACACAUAGAGGUCUACAAUCAUACUUUCCAUUGCAUAUACAAAUAUGUUUUUAAAUCAGCCUUCCAGUGAAAAAACAAUGGAAAUUAAAUACAAAAAACUACGUUUUAAGUGACAGUAAGAGCUGACAAAGCCGAAAAAGAUUUGUCAAAGAAUUGUCAAGUAAGACCACCACUGUGCUCUUACUUCACCCAUGUUCUGACCAGGCUUUCCAGCACAUACUGCUUAACUGGUGCAGUAGGUUGGUUCACUUCAGACAACAUAGGUAGUCCUCGCCACUGGGCAGGUCAGUGGGUUGCUGAGGAUUCAAAAGUUCUCUGAAACAGCCCAAUACAGUAGAUAUCCUUUAGAAGUUUUGAAGAGCCACUGUCCUUUGUGAUUAAAACCAAAACAACUGUAGUAACGACUGCUGACUGUGACAUUUGUUUAAUCUCUUAAUUUUUGUAAGUAUUCCAGUGAAACUGUGUACUGUUCAUUAUGAACAACAUUACACAACUAUGUGUAAUUUCCAAUCCAAAGGUGACCACUCUGUUACAACCUACAUACAUGUUCAAGGUGUGUCCAAUUCUGCUAAACCAACAAAAAACCCUACUGUAAACAUUAAUCUUUUCAGUUAAAAAUCAACAAAAUAAACCCCAUGAGACUGACACUAUUUUAUCUCCUUUCAAUGAUCUCAUUACUAUGCCACACAUAGUAGAACAAGUUACUUUACCUAGAUUGCUACAGUAAAAACCCAACUGUAUAAAUGUGUAAUUGUAUGUAAAAAAAAUAAUGUGAUAUCUGUAUAAUGUGAAAUAAUGUAUAAUGUGAUCUCUCGUAACAAUUGUAAAUCGCCCUGAAUAAGGGCGUCUGCUAAGAAAUAAAUAAUAAUAAUAAUAAUAAUAAUAAUAAUAAUAAUAAUAAUAAUAAUAAUAAUAAUAAUAAUAAUAAUAAUAAUACAUCAAAUUUAUUUUCCGGCAUAUUAAACACAAGUAUUUUAUAUAUUUUUGUUAACUUCUAAACCAGUGAUUCACAACCCUGGUCAUGGGGACCCCUUGUGUCUGCUGGUUUUUGUUUCAACUGAGCUCUCAGUUACUUAAAUGAACAAUUCAACUGACAAUUUGGUUAAUAACAUUUUUAAACUAUUCUUCACCUUAUAAGAAGUUGCAUAUUUCAAGUUGUAUUCAAUUUUAUACAAAUCUUGAAAUCUCCAUCUCUUUCAAAUCAUUCAACAGGUUUCAUUAGGCCAAUUGUUAGAUUAAUUGAGUGUUCAAUAAAUAAAUUGAGUUGGAAAAAAAGUAACAGCAGACACAGGGGGGUCUCCAGGACCAGGAUUGAGAUCCACUGAUCGAAGGCAUAUUAGGCUGUUUCAGAUAACUUUUGAAUCGUCAGCAACCCCCUGACCUGCCCAGUGGUGGUGACUACCUAUGCUGUCUGAAGUGAACCCACCUACUGUACCAGUUAAGCAGUGUGUGCUGGAAAGCCCUGUUCAAUUACAAUUCCAGUUACAGUUACAAUUACGCUAUAGUAAUUACAAUUCUACAAAAAAGUAACAAACUACACACUAACAUGUCUACUCUAUUUAUUCAAAGUAACAAAGCAAUAAUCACAGGUACAAAUACAGGAACAUAGUAUGUAACUUAUUUUUUCAAACAAGCAGGGUCACUAAAAAAAGUGGUUGAGAAUACAUAGUGAUCGGAUGACAAAUAAAUGUGUAAUUGAACUAAUUGGUUAAUUAUGUGGUAUAAUUACAAUUAUGCAGGUGUACCAAGGUUCAAAUUAAUUAGGAAUUGCACAAUUACAGUUGUAACUGCCCCCCACGCCUGGUCUUAAGCCAUGGAAUCUCGGAUAUAACCAAUAUCAUGAGCCACACAUCUUAUAUGCAUGUUUGAAACUCUUACAGAUAAUUGCAAUGCUUUGAUUUGUUCUGCAAUAGUUGCUGGACAUCACUUGUCUGCCCUUGUUUGGCCUCUGUCUUAGUACUAUGGUGUCUAAACUAAAGUAGAAGCUGCAUUUGCAAGGUUUUGUGCCACGUAGGAUUAGGAAUGUAGAAAAGCCAGGAAUCUUAAGCCAUAUCUAAUGAGGUAUACAGUGCUCCCUCGCUAUAAGUCUCUCGGUUACAACGCGCCUCUGAUAUAACGCUCCUACAGCAUGUCCCCCAAUUCCCUACUAGUGAUGCAUGCAAUAUAUCUACAGUAAAUACAGUACCGCUGUUCAAACUGUAAACAACUUCUCAGUCUAACUGAUGUUUGUCUCUCCCUUUUGAUACAGCAUCUGAACUGAAGAAAAGCUGCGCUGGCACUUUAUAACACAGACAUUUUUCCUAAUGUGUUUCCUUUUCUUGCAGCGACAGGAGCUGCUUUCUCCGGGAGCCGAGACGCUACAGCCCUGCUCCGGCAGCCGAACCUGGGGCGAGCCCAUUCCCUCUUCCCCUCUCCCCCUCUCCCGACCCGCUCUCCUUCUCGCAUUUGGUUUGCUUAUCUGUCACUUUGAACUGAACUCCUGACUGCCGUUUAGCCAGGCUAUUUAUAGUUUAAAAACCACUAAUUAAAAUUAUCCACAAGUGGGGAUUUUUUUUUUUUUAGCGUUGAUUACAUGGUGCUUUAUGCAUGGUUAAUACACGGAAAGUUACAUUUCCCUUUCAAGUCGAAGACGACCACCAACAUUAAGU